Messenger RNA from Elephantulus edwardii (Cape elephant shrew), 2844 nucleotides. It is a transcript of the gene HK2, whose product is annotated as hexokinase 2. The record is from RefSeq and is a predicted model, not a curated record. Gene Ontology annotation, molecular function: fructokinase activity; D-glucose binding; glucokinase activity. The transcript has 18 exons. Lineage: Eukaryota; Metazoa; Chordata; Mammalia; Macroscelidea; Macroscelididae. Bases 67 to 2823 code for a protein of 918 amino acids. Gene Ontology annotation, biological process: intracellular glucose homeostasis; glycolytic process; glucose 6-phosphate metabolic process. Gene Ontology annotation, cellular component: mitochondrion; cytosol.
GCGCUGCCCGCCUUCCCUCGCACACUCGGCCUCACUUUCCCAGUUGAGCGCGCCCACUCCGCCAAGAUGAUCGCGUCGCAUCUGCUCGCCUACUUCUUCACCGAACUGAACCACGACCAAGUGCAGAAGGUGGACCAGUACCUCUACGACAUGCGUCUCUCGGACGAGACGCUUCAGGAGAUCUCCAAGCGGUUCCGCAAGGAGAUGGAGAAGGGGCUUGGGGCCACCACGCACCCGACAGCCGCAGUGAAGAUGCUGCCCACCUUUGUGAGGUCCACUCCGGAUGGCACAGAACAUGGCGAGUUCCUGGCCCUGGACCUUGGAGGGACCAACUUCCGGGUGCUGUGGGUGAAAGUAACGGACAAUGGCCUCCAGAGGGUGGAGAUGAAGAACCAGAUCUACGCCAUCCCCGAGGACCUCAUGCGGGGCAGCGGUACCCAGCUGUUUGACCACAUUGCCGAGUGCCUGGCCAACUUCAUGGGUCAGCUCCAAAUCAAAGACAAGAAGCUCCCGCUGGGAUUCACCUUCUCCUUCCCCUGCCACCAGACCAAGCUGGAUGAGAGUUUCCUGGUCUCGUGGACGAAGGGCUUCAAGUGCAGCGGCGUGGAAGGCAGAGACGUGGUGGCUCUGAUCCGGAAGGCCAUCCAGAAGAGAGGGGACUUUGACAUUGACGUCGUGGCGGUGGUGAACGACACGGUGGGGACCAUGAUGACCUGCGGUUAUGACGACCAGAACUGCGAGAUUGGGCUCAUUAUUGGCACGGGCACCAAUGCCUGCUACAUGGAGGAGAUGCGUCACAUCGACCUGGUGGAGGGAGAUGAAGGACGCAUGUGCAUCAACAUGGAGUGGGGCGCCUUCGGGGAUGACGGCUCGCUCAACGACAUCCGCACCGACUUUGACCGUGAGAUCGACAUGGGCUCGCUGAACCCGGGGAAGCAACUGUUUGAGAAGAUGAUUAGCGGGAUGUACAUGGGCGAGUUGGUGAGGUUGAUCCUGGUGAAGAUGGCCAAGGAGGGGCUGCUCUUCGGGGGGCGGCUCAGCCCAGAACUCCUCACCACGGGCCGCUUUGAGACCAAAAACGUGUCAGAAAUUGAAGGGGAGAAGGACGGCGUCCGCAAGGCCCGUGAGAUCCUGGUGCGCCUGGGCAUGGAGCCAACCGAGGAGGACUGUGUGGCCACGCACCGUAUCUGCCAGAUCGUGUCCACGCGCUCGGCCAGCCUGUGUGCGGCCACCCUGGCGGCCGUGCUGCGGCGCAUCAAGGAGAACAAGGGGGAGGAGGAGAGGCUGCGCUCCACCAUCGGGGUUGAUGGCUCCGUCUACAAGAAGCACCCACACUUUGCCAAGCGUCUCCAAAAGACUUUGCGGCGUCUCGUGCCAGACUGUGACAUCCGCUUUCUCCUCUCUGAAGACGGCAGCGGCAAGGGGGCAGCCAUGGUGACGGCCGUGGCCUACCGGCUGGCCGAUCAACACCGAGCCCGGCAGAAGAUCCUGGAGCCUCUGAAGCUGAACCUCGAACAGCUGCUGGAGAUCAAGAGGAGGAUGACUGUGGAAAUGAAGCGAGGGCUGAAAAAGGAGACCCAUGACGUUGCCCCGGUCAAGAUGCUGCCCACCUACGUGUGUGCCACCCCUGAUGGUACAGAGAAGGGUGAGUUCCUGGCCUUGGACCUGGGGGGCACAAACUUCCGGGUCCUGCUGGUUCGUGUGCGGAACGGAAAGCGCCGUGGGGUGGAGAUGCACAACAAGAUCUACUCGAUCCCGCAGGAGGUCAUGCACGGCACAGGGGAUGAGCUCUUUGACCACAUCGUCCAGUGCAUUGCCGACUUCCUCGAGUACAUGGGCAUGAAGGGUGUGUCCCUGCCUCUGGGCUUCACCUUCUCCUUCCCGUGCCGGCAGAACAGACUGGAUGAGAGCAUCCUCCUCACGUGGACAAAAGGCUUCAAGGCAUCAGGCUGUGAAGGCGAGGACGUGGUGGGCCUGCUGAAGGAAGCUAUCCACCGCCGAGAGGAGUUUGACCUGGACGUGGUUGCUGUGGUGAAUGACACGGUCGGGACGAUGAUGACCUGUGGCUAUGAGGACCCGCACUGCGAGGUCGGCCUCAUUGUCGGCACGGGCAGCAACGCCUGCUACAUGGAGGAGAUGAGGAACGUGGAGCUGGUGGAGGGCGAGGAGGGCCGCAUGUGCAUCAACAUGGAGUGGGGCGCCUUCGGGGACAACGGGUGCCUGGAUGACUUCCGCACCGAGUUCGACAUGGCCGUGGACACACACUCCCUCAACCCCGGCAAGCAGAGGUAUGAGAAGAUGAUCAGCGGAAUGUACCUCGGAGAGAUCGUCCGUAACAUCCUCAUCGACUUCACCAAGCGCGGCCUCCUCUUCCGCGGCCGCAUCUCAGAGCGCCUCAAGACCAGGGGCAUCUUUGAAACCAAGUUCCUGUCUCAGAUCGAGAGUGACUGCCUGGCACUGCUGCAGGUGCGUACGAUCCUCCAACACCUGGGGCUCGAGAGCACCUGCGACGACAGCAUCAUCGUCAAGGAGGUGUGCACCGUGGUGGCCCGCCGGGCGGCCCAGCUCUGCGGUGCAGGCAUGGCGGCCGUGGUGGACAAGAUCCGUGAGAACCGGGGCCUGGACACUCUCAAAGUGACCGUGGGUGUGGACGGGACCCUCUACAAGCUGCAUCCCCACUUUGCCAAAGUCAUGCACGAGACAGUGAAGGAGCUGGCCCCGAGAUGCGACGUGUCCUUCCUGCAGUCUGAGGACGGCAGUGGGAAGGGGGCGGCCCUCAUCACUGCUGUGGCCUGCCGCAUCCGCGAGGCUGGACAGCGAUAGAGUCCCCGUGCCCGGAAGGGA